Messenger RNA from Telopea speciosissima, 738 nucleotides. RefSeq lists its product as uncharacterized. The transcript has 3 exons. Bases 1 to 738 code for a protein of 245 amino acids. NCBI's taxonomy places the organism in Eukaryota, Viridiplantae, Streptophyta, Magnoliopsida, Proteales, Proteaceae. The record is from RefSeq and is a predicted model, not a curated record.
AUGGCCUCUUCUGAUGUUACCGUGGAUGAGCUCACAUGGUUUCAUGGCAUUGAUAGAAAGAUAUUCACUAUUUUAGUGAUCAACCUUAGACGUGACAUUGCUGAAUCUAUAAGGGUAGUUGGCCUAUGGUUAUGGCUAGAAGCGAUGGGGUACCCUAAUAUUAUCCUCUCAUUGCUCUCAAGCACCGAACCCUUCAUCGAGUUGGUGGUAAAUGAAGCUAUCCUAUGCUUGAAUACCAUUGACAAUAAGGAGUACUCUCCGUCUAGUACUGAGAUCCCUUACAUGAAGAAGCUUAUGAACAGAGACAUUUCUCUCUUAUUCAUUCAUGGCCAAAGGGUCUCUGCAAUUACUAAAAUUUUACAGUUUGUCUCUGACAUUGCACCCAAAAUAUUUGAUGAUAUUCUGAAGAAAGCAGUAAGGCAUCAGUCUAGAGUAAUGGGUUCUGAUGGUUCGGAUCAAUCCAGUGAUAGUCAUCCUGAUGUGAGGACCAUAUUUAUAACUUUCGCUAGGGGAUACCCUAUUUCAGAAAGUGAACUUAAGGACUUCUUCAACAUGAAUUACGGAGAAUGUGUAGAGAGCAUCUAUAUGCAGCCAGUAGUACCUCAUUCAGAAGCCAAAGCAGCAGUGGUGUCGGCCAUGGUUUCUGAAUUGGAGCAUUGGAAGGAUGUUGAUGUUGAAUUCUUCGAAAGCAGAAAAGCCUUUGGAUCAAAAGCUGCAAAGAGAGAUUCGAGAGUCUGA